AUGCGUUUCUCAACCGUUCUCUCGGCCCUUUUGCUUUCCAGCACCGCGCUGGCCACACCAGCCCAGGUCUCCUCGGUGCUCGGUGCUGUGACACAGGGGAAUGCAGCGGAGGAGCAGUCGGUAGCCCGAACACCGGCGGCGGCAGAGGCUACUCCGGCUGCACAGCCAGGUACCGCCAACAACCAGCAGAACGCCAAUGUCGCCAAGAAUCAGGAACAAGAAGGCAGUGCUGACCCUCAGUCAGCACCCACGGCCAAUUUCAACCCCCAGCAGGCACCCGCAGCCGGUGCCAGUUCUCAACAAGCUCCCACGGUCAAUGUCAAACCCGAGUCAGCAGCUUCCAGUGCCAAAGCCGAACAACCCACUGCACAGGCUGAGCAGCCGGCAGCUAGCCAGAAUACCCAGCAGAGUGUCAGCCAGGACGGUGGAAGUCCACUGAGCAUCUUGACCGACAUUCCACUGGUAUCAACACUCACUGGUGAGAAAACAAACAGCAAUUCUCCAGUUACAACUGCUGCCUCUGGGGAGAGCUCCUCUACAUCUGAGGCUGCCGCUCCAACUGCAGCUACAUCAUCCACUAGCAAGAGCGGUGAAUCAAGCUCCUCGUUACUGGGAGAUGGGUUGGAUGGUUUUUCCGGAAACAUCUUUAAGGACCUCAAGAACUUGUUGGAGGGCAUUUCAGGCCUUCUCUCUCCCACUUUGCUGAAAGACAUCGAAUCUUUCUUCCACCACUUCGCAUAUCUGUUCGAUGACAAGACUACCGACCAGACCAAGUCGUUGAUUGACACUGGAUACAAACUCCUCACCCCUGAGCUGACCAAGGAAGUGCUGGGUCUUUUGGAAAACGCAAAUGCUUUGCUGACACCAAACUUUGUGAAUGAGACACAAGAGCUGAUCGGAGCAGUCGGCCCGCUGCUCUCGCCUCAACUGUUCAAGCAGAUCUCUAACUUGCUGAACAAUGGUAACAGUCUGCUGACCGCUGAUUUUGUCAAGGAGGUCAAUGGUCUGAUUGGCAACGCCAAUACCCUGUUGACAGCCGACUUCGUCAAGGAGAUCAAGCAGCUUGUUGACGCUGUCGGUCCACUGCUGUCUCCUGAGCUGUUCAAGCAGAUCUCCAACUUGCUGAAUAAUGGUAACAGUCUGCUGACCGCUGGAUUUGUCAAGGAGGUUAAUAGUCUGAUUGGCAACGCCAAUACCCUACUGACGGCCGACUUCAUCAAGGAGACCAAGCAGCUCAUCAAUGCUGUCGGUCCCCUGCUGUCUCCUGAGCUGUUCAAGCAGAUCAGUGGUCUGCUGAACAAUGCCAACAAUCUCUUGACGCCUGAAUUUGUCAAGGAGACCUCCAGCCUGAUUGGAGCUGUUGCUCCUGUCUUAACCCCUGAGCUGUUCAAGGAGAUUGGCACUCUACUGGUCAAUGCCAACAGUCUCCUGACUGCCGAUUUCGUGAAGGAGACCAGGCAGCUUAUCAAGGCUGUUGGUCCUCUCCUGUCUGCAGAUCUGUUCAAGGAGAUCAGUGCCCUGUUGAAUAACGCCAAUGAUCUAUUAACACCUGAAUUCAUCAAGGAGACUUCCGGUCUAAUUGGAGCAGUUGCUCCAGUUAUCACUCCUCAGCUGCUCAAAUCCGUCAACUCGUUGCUGAACAACGCCAACGAUCUUUUGACCCCGACCUUCGUCAACGAGACCCAGGGUCUGAUUGGUGCUGUGGCGCCCAACAUCACUCCUCAGCUGUUCAAGGAAAUUGCGAGCCUGCUGAGCAAUGCAAACCACCUGUUGUCUGAUGAUAGCAUCGAAGACAUCCAAGGCUUGCUGGAUAAUGCCAUUGACUUGCUGACACCCGAAUUUGUGAAGGAAACCAAGGGCCUGAUUGGCGACGUCUCGCCAGUCAUUACACCCGCACUGCUGGGACAAGUUGGUGGUCUCUUGGGCAAUGCCAAUGACCUGCUCACACCCAAGUUCGUCAACGAAACAAGAGAUUUGAUCGAUGGCAUCUCCCCUGUCAUCACCCCUGAGCUUCUGGUGGAAGUCGGUGGUCUGCUGAGCAAUGCCAACAAGCUGCUCACAACCAAGUUCGUCGAGGAAACUCAGAACCUGAUUGACAGCGUCGGACCGGCCCUCACCCCGGCCCUCUUCACCAAUGUCACCUACGUCCUGGGCAACGCAACCCAAUUGCUAACGCCCAAAUUCGUCAAUGAGACGAGAGACUUGAUCGAUGGCGUCUCCCCCGUCAUCACCCCCGACCUUCUUGUGGAAGUUGGUGGUCUCCUUAACAACGCCAAUGAUCUUCUCACCAGGAAAUUCGUCAAUGAAACACAAAUCCUGAUCGAGGAUGCUUCUGAAUUGCUCCCCGUCCUGGUAAAGAUAUUGGGCACGUUGUAA
Aspergillus clavatus NRRL 1 is the source of this 2376-nucleotide messenger RNA. RefSeq lists its product as uncharacterized. The transcript is spliced from 2 exons. Bases 1 to 2376 code for a protein of 791 amino acids. NCBI's taxonomy places the organism in Eukaryota, Fungi, Ascomycota, Eurotiomycetes, Eurotiales, Aspergillaceae. The record is from RefSeq and is a predicted model, not a curated record.